AUGGCUAUCAUCGCCACCGUACUCAUGCUCAUUGCAGUCUUUUUAUGCUCAGUCGCCUUUCGAUACUUCAUUUAUACCAUUGCCAUUACAGGAUUUCUUAUAGGAGCUAUGGUGACAUGGAUGAUAUUGACAGCAGCCGAACCAUUAGACCAUGGGUAUCCACGUGCUUCGGUGGUCUACACUUGUGGUUGUUUUGGUGCUGGAGUAAUACUAGCUACGGUGCUCAUGUUUUAUUGGCGUGUGGGACUUUAUUUUCUGCCAGCAUUUGCCGGCUAUAUGCUAGCCAUCUUUAUUUGGUGCUGGAAAGACGACUAUAUCCUACUCAAUGUCUAUGCAAGGCAAUUCACUAGUGUCGGCUUUGCUGUGGGUGGUGUCCUCCUUGCAUUGGUGUGCGAGUUUAUUACGGUGAUCUUGUCGAUUUCAUUCAUGGGUGCCUACUCUUUCAUGUUUGCCCUUGAUUUAUUGAUCCAUGCGGGUAUGGUGGAUGGCCCACGCUUCAUGCUUGAUUUCAGACCCCACAUUCAAGAAAAACAACAUUAUCACCUAUCACAAAAGGUAUAUGCCAUGCUCGGUGGCAUCCUCGGCUUAUGGGUCAUGAGCAUCAUUUGGCAACUCGCUUAUAAUCGUGGCAGACGUUUUGGUGUUCAAAUUGUACCCAAGAAAGACUAG
Molecule: messenger RNA, 669 nt
Organism: Lichtheimia ornata
Lineage: Eukaryota; Fungi; Mucoromycota; Mucoromycetes; Mucorales; Lichtheimiaceae
Exons: 3
Coding region: 1-669 (222 amino acids)
Source: RefSeq, a predicted model, not a curated record